AUGAAGCCCUUCCCGUUACUCCUCCUUCUCAUAGUACAAGCUGGGAUUAGUUGCUAUGCCAGGAACAAUCACCUGUGUGCCCCUUCAUCAUGCGGCGAGGUCGGUAACAUACGCGAUCCCUUUCGAUUGAAGGAGGACCCGAGAGAUUGCGGUGAUUUGAGGUUUGAGUUAAUGUGUAAAGAAAAUCGCACGAUACUAUCUUUGUCUGGUGGUGAAUAUCAUGUGAAAUUGAUAAACGGUGCUAGUUAUGAGGGUUCCAUUGGUUGGGAUUAUGGGAAUAUCGAAGUGGUGGAUGUUGGGCUGCGAAAGAGUGACUGUUCCUCGCUUCCUCUCCACCAGUUAACGUGGCUUUAUUUCAGUGAUGAUGAUGAUGAUGAUGAAUGGUACGGCCCCACUGGAACCAGCGUGACCAUCGUGUCUUGCUCAAGAUGGGUAUCGGAUAUUGAGAAUUUUUGCACCAUAACCAAGUCAAUAGUUGCAGCCGAAUACUUAGAAUGGUUACCGGAUAAUCGCACAAUCUCCUACAACGACAUUCACAAUGCGAUGGCCGACGGGUUUAAUCUCUCCUACAAUGUGCGGCGGAAGAAGACAUAUAACUUUUGCUUCUUAGGCUUCCGAUACCGAGGGACAAAAUGCAUACCCUACUCCUACGACAUAUCUUCCUGGGGUAAGGCGCUUGAUGAUGCACUGAAUACAGUUCCUGAUGCCGGUUUUAUCUUCGCUCACUUCCUGGCAGCAAAAUUCAUAUUCGGAGCUCCAUGUGUAUUGAUACUUCUAAUCUAUAAGUGGAUGAGAAGGCACCAAGCAAUGGACACAAACAUCGAAGAAUUUCUACGAGCUCAGAAUAACUUUUUACCCAUAAGGUACUCUUACUCAAAUAUCAAGAAGAUCACAAAAAAUUUCAAAUACAAAUUAGGUGAAGGGGGAUAUGGUUCUGUGUAUAAAGGAAUGCUUAGAAGUGGCAAUGAAGUUGCAGUUAAGAUUUUGAACAAACCAAAAUCUAACGGCCAAGAUUUUAUAAGUGAAGUGGCCACAAUUGGAAGGAUCCACCACGUUAAUGUGGUGCAACUUGUUGGUUUUUGUUUUGAUUAUUCCAAACAAGCUCUUGUCUAUGAUUUCAUGCCGAAUGGAUCUUUGGAUAAGCACAUUGUCUAUUAG
Molecule: messenger RNA, 1158 nt
Organism: Eucalyptus grandis
Lineage: Eukaryota; Viridiplantae; Streptophyta; Magnoliopsida; Myrtales; Myrtaceae
Product: LEAF RUST 10 DISEASE-RESISTANCE LOCUS RECEPTOR-LIKE PROTEIN KINASE-like 2.3
Exons: 4
Coding region: 1-1158 (385 amino acids)
Biological process (GO): protein phosphorylation
Molecular function (GO): ATP binding; protein kinase activity; polysaccharide binding
Source: RefSeq, a predicted model, not a curated record